Messenger RNA from Salvelinus fontinalis (brook trout), 3723 nucleotides. RefSeq names its product kinesin-like protein KIF3C. The transcript is spliced from 8 exons. The record is from RefSeq and is a predicted model, not a curated record. Lineage: Eukaryota; Metazoa; Chordata; Actinopteri; Salmoniformes; Salmonidae. Gene Ontology annotation, molecular function: microtubule binding; ATP binding; microtubule motor activity. Gene Ontology annotation, biological process: microtubule-based movement. The coding region runs from base 1149 to 3413 and encodes 754 amino acids.
CUUAUUAUUGAUCUCAACAUGGAUGGCUGUAACAUGGAUCUAUGAUAAUAAUGUUAACAGACUAUUUGGUGUAGAACUCAUUUUCCCACGGUCCCCUUCUGCAGUGAUGUGGGGAGUGGUUGAAUGAGGUAAUUGGUGUGUUUGUGUGUGUGUGUUCGUGCGUGUGUGUGCGAGUGCUCUGGUUCAUCCCAGAGCUAGCUGUCAGUAGCACACACAGUAUCUCCGUUCUGCAGAACCAGACAUGAGGAACAAGGAUUAUGGUAAAACCGUUGAUGAUUGUUUUGAUUUACCGGGACGUGUGAAGGCGGAGCUUGCUUUGUUACGGAUUGAACCCCCUACCGACUGACAGAAUGCACCGGGACCGCAACGGAACCGUCGCCCAGGCGCGGUGAGAGCUCGUGAUUAGGCUAUUUAUCUCUGUACUGAGCGUCAGCUAGGCUGAUUACGGAGCUAAUACCACCGGUUAACGCGAUCCAUUCUGUGGAUUAAAUCAUUACUGUUGUCGGUGAGAAACACACGGAUAGAUAGAAUUAAGAAUGAGAGUAUAACAUUUAACAAGUAUUAUAUAAUAAUCGAUAUGAGAAGGCCUGGGUGCCAGAGAGAUUCUAGAUGAAAACAGACAGAGAGAAUUUUAGAAAAUACAUAAAUAAAUGUGUUUUAACUGAGAGCCCAGCGACAGAUUAUGAUUAUUAAUAUUACUAAUAUGAUUAAUAUGAUUCAUUAACUGGCUAAUGUAAUGUUAUUGGUAAACAGGCUAAAUUAAGGUUAGGCCUGUUGUUACAUUAUAGGCUGCCUGUUACUGUAGUCAUAUAGGCCUACUGAAUUACUAUAGGCUGACUAAUAGUGGAUCACUUUAUUUCACUGUUGGACUACAGAAAUAACCAGUCAGUUAAUUAGUAAUAAUAUGAUAAUAACAUAGUAACUGCUCGAGGCCUAUGAAUUUGUUUAAUUUCAACCAUUUGGCACCAUUCUGUUGAAGGCGGUACCAGAAGGCAUACCUACCCAUUGAUACAAUAACAGAUCAGAUAUCCCAGUCAGAUCAAUACCUGAUCAAUACACAGGAAACAGCAUCCGGUAAGGAGAAAGAUAUAUGAUAUAAUUGUAGAUAUUAAUCUAUAGUAUAUAGUAAUAAAUAACUCAUAGUCCUGAUGUCUAAGGUAAAGAGUAGUGAGACGGUGAAGGUAGUAAUCCGCUGUCGCCCGUUAAACCGGAAAGAGGAGGCGGCUGGUGUUACCCGUAAACCGGGAGGAGUGGGCGGGAUCGUAGAAAUGGACAUGCGUCUGGGUCAGGUGGUCUUACGGAACCCUCGUGGUCCGCCCGGCGAGCCGCGUAAAACGUUUACAUUCGACUCUGUGUACGACCCCUCGUCUAAACAGCGUGAUCUUUAUGAUGAGACGGUGCGGCCGCUGAUCGAUUCCGUCCUAGACGGGUUUAACGGAACUAUCUUCGCCUACGGCCAGACGGGUACCGGGAAGACCUACACCAUGCAGGGGGUGUGGCUAGAGCCAGAGAAGCGGGGCGUCAUCCCCAACGCCUUCGAUCACGUCUUCACCCAGAUCUCCCGCUCCGCCGCCGACCGCCAGUACCUGGUCAGAGCCUCUUACCUGGAGAUCUACCGAGAGGAGAUCAGGGAUCUACUGGAUCCCAACGUGCACGCCCCUCAUGUCCCCAACGUGCACUCCCCUCAUGUCCCCAAUGUGUACACUCACACCCACCGCACCCUGGAGCUGAGAGAGAGCCCGGAGAGCGGGGUGUAUGUGCGUGACCUGACUUCGUGCGUGUGUAAGAGCGUGAAGGAGAUACAGGAGCUGAUGAACGUAGGGAACCAGGUGCGCUCGGUGGGAGCGACAGACAUGAACGAACACUCUUCCCGUUCCCACACCCUGUUCCUCAUCACGGUGGAGUGUUCCCUGCCGGGGCCGGACGGACGGCAGCACAUCAGGGUAGGCCGGCUCAACCUGGUUGACCUGGCGGGCAGCGAGCGGCAGGCCAAGACGGGCGUCCACGGAGAACGCCUGAAAGAGGCCGCCAAGAUCAACUUGUCUCUGUCGGCACUAGGCAACGUGAUCUCAGCUCUGGCAGACGGGCGUAGCGGCCACGUUCCGUACCGGGACUCCAAACUGACCCGGUUAUUACAGGACUCUCUGGGAGGCAACGCCAAGACGGUGAUGGUGGCUACACUAGGCCCCGCCCCCCAACACUACGAGGAGACCCUCACCACGCUCCGCUACGCUAACAGAGCUAAGAACAUCCAGAACCAACCAAGAGUUAACGAAGACCCUAAAGACGCCCUGCUCAGAGAGUUCCAGAAGGAGAUCGCACGGCUCCGCGCACAGCUCAGCCACAGGGAAGGGAGGGGCAAAUACAGGAAGGAGGAUGGAGAGGAGGGCUGGGACGGAGAGGGGGAUGAGGAGGGAGAGGAGGAGGUGGAGAAGGAGAGGACGCUGCAGGAGGAGAGGCUGGAAGAGGAGAAGGAGGCCAUCAGAGAAGACGGAUCACUAUUGGCUGAGGAGAAGCAGAGGCUUCUGGGAGAGAAGGAGAGGAUGAUGGGAGAUCUGAGGAAGGAGCGGGACGCCACCGAGCAGCUGACUGCCAAGUACAAGGCGAUGGAGAGCAAGCUGCUGGUUGGAGGGAGGAACAUCAUGGAUCACACCAACGAACAGCAGAAGACCCUGGAGAUACGCAGACAGGAGAUCGCUGAGCAGAGCCGUAGAGAGAGGGAGAUUCAGCAGCAGGUGAUGGUUCAGGAUGAAGAGACUCUAGAACUCAAAGAAACAUUCUCCUCCUUGCAACAGGAAGUGGAGGCCAAGACCAAGAAACUGAAAAAGCUCUAUGCUAAGCUGCAGUGUGUGAAGGCUGAGAUCCAGGACGUUAAUGAUGAGCACGUCAGGAGUCGACAGGAGCUGGAGCAGACGCAGAACGAACUCACCAGAGAACUCAAGUUCAAGUAUCUGAUCAUAGAGAACUUCAUUCCUCCGGAGGAGAAGAAUAAGAUCAUGAACAGACUGACCUUUGACCCUGAGGAGGACCAGUGGAAGUUCACACCCCUCGUCUCUGCAGAGAGGUCAGGUCGGUUCAGCCAGAUGAAGAAGAGGCCGGCUUCUGCAGUCGGAUACAAACGACCAAUCAGCCAGUACGCACGGGUCUCCUUAGCGAUGGGAGCCCACUCCAGAUACCGGGCCGAGAACAUCAUGUUCCUGGAGCUGGACAUGACUCAUCCCACCACUGUCUCUUUGGACCACCGGCCAUCGGAGGUGGGGCCUAAUUAUAGCCCCUACCCGACAGACAAGGAGCGAGCUACACGUGUCCGCAUGUCACGAUCCUGGUGUCAGACUCCGCGAGCCAUCACUUCCUCCACCUCCACCGCUUCCCUGGCAACCCAUUCUACAGCCACGCCCACUGCCACCCAGUGAAGAGCAGCCUACCUCACUACCUAUCCCUCUUUCCCUCUCCCUUCCAUAUCUCUCCCUUCCAUAUCUCUCCCUUCCAUAUCUCUCCCUUCCAUAUCUCUACCUUCCAUAUCUCUCCCUUCCAUAUCUCUCCCUUCCAUAUCUCUCCCUUCCAUAUCUCUCUCUACCUUCCAUAUCUCUCUCUCCCUUCCAUAUCUCUCUCUACCUUCCAUAUCUCUCUCUACCUUCCAUAUCUCUCUCUACCUUCCAUAUCUCUCUCUACCUUCCAUAUCUCUCUCUACCUUCCAUAUCUCUCUCUACCUUCCAUAUCUCU